AUGGGAGUGGGAAGAGUCGAAUGGAGCCAAGAUUGCGCCGGGCAGGGGCAUCAUGGGGACCCAGGCCCGGCUGCUAUUUUCUCUUGCAGCAGCGUAUUUUCCCUCGCCUUUUUUCCUUUGCACCACUGUCUGCAGUCUGCACUAUCAAUAUCUGUACGACUACGAAUAACUGUACGUUAUUAUGCCAUGCCACUUUCUGCUGGGGGGGCUAAAUUGACCGGGCCAGACAGGUCCACCAGCCAAACAAGGGCUGUCACUGUCAGUCUAGCUCUGACGCCAGCACCAGCACCAGCACCAGCACCAAAAAACCUGCACCAACACCAGCAUCCGGCAUCAUCACAGACUGGUUUGUUCUUCUUUCUCUCUUUCUCUUGUGGUUGUUGUUUCUGGUGCAGGGCCCAAUGCUGGAGCUUGGGACACUUGGGGUUUAGGAGACAGACACAUCACACUGACCUCGACACUGACACUGGACGGCGGCACCGACUGCGGCGACGAACUCGUCGAGAAGGAAAUCGGAAUCGCGCAUUGAUGCCGUCGAAUGUCGAAGCGAUGCGAGGUGAGGCGAUGCGAUGCGAUGGAAAGUAUCCGUUCGUGUACUCUUGCCCUAUUCCUUUUUUGCCUUUUGUCUGCUUCUAUUCUCCAUUCUAG
Colletotrichum costaricense is the source of this 648-nucleotide messenger RNA. RefSeq lists its product as uncharacterized. The record is from RefSeq and is a predicted model, not a curated record. The transcript has a single exon. Bases 1 to 648 code for a protein of 215 amino acids. NCBI's taxonomy places the organism in Eukaryota, Fungi, Ascomycota, Sordariomycetes, Glomerellales, Glomerellaceae.